Messenger RNA from Asparagus officinalis (garden asparagus), 1490 nucleotides. RefSeq names its product SAL1 phosphatase-like. The coding region runs from base 39 to 1295 and encodes 418 amino acids. The record is from RefSeq and is a predicted model, not a curated record. The transcript has 8 exons. Gene Ontology annotation, molecular function: 3'(2'),5'-bisphosphate nucleotidase activity. Gene Ontology annotation, biological process: sulfate assimilation; phosphatidylinositol phosphate biosynthetic process. Lineage: Eukaryota; Viridiplantae; Streptophyta; Magnoliopsida; Asparagales; Asparagaceae.
CCUCCCUGUACCUGAUCUCGAGGUCCCCCAACUCCUCCAUGGCUCUUUACUCCACCACUGCAAUUGCCCCUCGUUCGAAACUCUCUCACCUCUCCCCAAUCCUCAACAAAAACCCUAACCCUAGAAAACCCUACCUCCUCCUCUCCUCCACCUCCAAUUUCCCCAAUUUCUCACUCUUUUUUGCUCCUUCAUCUCACAAUCUAUCUUGGAGAGCUCGAUCGCCGGCGAUGGCCAUGGCUGAAUCCUAUGGAAGGGAGCUCGCCGCCGCGAAGAAGGCUGCUUCGCUUGCCGCUCGUCUUUGUCAAACCGUGCAAAAGGAGAUUUUGAAAUCGGACGUUCAAUCGAAAUCUGAUAAGAGCCCUGUGACUGUAGCUGAUUAUGGUUCGCAAGCGCUAGUCAGUCUUGUUUUGAGGAAGGAACUUUCUUCAGAUUCUUUUUCAUUGGUAGCUGAAGAGGAUUCAGGAGACCUGCGGAAAGAUGGUGCUAAAGAAACAUUGAAACGCAUCACGAAACUCGUCAAUGAUACUCUAUCCGCAGAUGGUACAUAUGACAUUUCGUUAUCUGAUGAUGAUGUACUUGAUGCCAUUGAUAGUGGCAAAUCUGAAGGAGGUCCUGAUGGACGACAUUGGGUAUUGGAUCCUAUAGAUGGCACAAAAGGGUUUCUGAGAGGAGACCAGUAUGCAAUAGCCCUUGCUUUGCUUGACAAAGGAAAAGUAGUGUUGGGUGUCCUUGCAUGUCCAAAUCUUCCUCUAACAUCAAUUGCUGAUUCUAACAAAAACACUCACGAAAGCCAAGUUGGUUGUCUUUUCUCUGCUAAAAUCGGCACAGGAUCAUAUAUGCAGUCACUGGAUGGUUCAGCUCCUACAAAGGUGCAUGUUAGCAAUGUUGAGAAUCCAGCUGAUGCAUCAUUCUUCGAGUCCUUUGAAGCUGCUCAUUCCCUGCAUGAUUUAUCUAGCUCUAUAGCUACGAAACUUGGUGUGCAAGCGCCACCUGUAAGAAUUGAUAGCCAAGCAAAAUACGGUGCUCUGGCACGAGGAGAUGGAGCCAUUUAUUUACGGUUCCCACAUAAAGGCUACCGUGAGAAAAUAUGGGACCAUGCAGCUGGUUGCAUUGUAGUCACAGAAGCUGGUGGAAUAGCGACUGACGCUGCAGGAAACGAUUUGGAUUUCUCAAAAGGGAGGUUUCUCGAUCUCGAUACAGGAAUUAUUGUCACCAACAAGAAGCUAAUGCCAUCGCUCUUGAAUGCAGUACAAGCUUCUCUCAAGGAACAAGCGCAAACUGCUUCACCUUUGUAAUCAAUUUUCUUCGCGAAACAUUUCUUCAGGCUCUUAUAUCUAGAAUUUUAGAGUCAAUCUCGUUCUCUUUUUGUCUAAUAAUGAAUUUGGUAUUUUUUGCCCCCACAUUUAUGUUGUAUUAUGUGGAUGAUCAUUUUUGUUUGGCUCUUUGAAGACUGAUUACUCAAAAUUAUGUGUUCCUGUCAUCUUUUGUUA